This is a messenger RNA of Pseudomassariella vexata, 3509 nucleotides long. RefSeq names its product sterol-sensing domain of SREBP cleavage-activation-domain-containing protein. Gene Ontology annotation, biological process: SREBP signaling pathway. NCBI's taxonomy places the organism in Eukaryota, Fungi, Ascomycota, Sordariomycetes, Amphisphaeriales, Pseudomassariaceae. The transcript is spliced from 3 exons. Bases 1 to 3399 code for a protein of 1132 amino acids. Gene Ontology annotation, molecular function: sterol binding; protein binding. Gene Ontology annotation, cellular component: endoplasmic reticulum membrane; Golgi membrane. The record is from RefSeq and is a predicted model, not a curated record.
AUGAUUUGGUACCUUUUGUAUCCUUUUAGAGGAACCACCGAAGCUCCCGUCCUAGCUCCAAACCAUCCCUUGCGGAGUGCCUUCGCGCGAUAUGGGCGGUAUGCCGCCCGCCACGUUGUCACCACGCUUCUGAUAUCCGUGUCAGUUGCAUCGCUACUUGUAUACCCCUUCCCGUUCCUCUAUACAACCGACUUCUCGAAUGGCGCCUCCAACCUUCCGCACCACGUGUGGACCGAGGCCCAACCCCUCGAGGAGAAGAGUGGCGUUGAGCCCGAUGUUAUCAUGCGAACCGUAUGGGUGCAUGGGAAUUACAUGGAAGCGCUGAGCCGCGAGGUUCUGCUGGGUGCCCUCGAACUACAGGAUGAGCUUCUUGGGCCCACUGAGAACUUCAAUCCCCGCCAGGCACCAAAUGCCACACCGAUGCCACAUGGGCCCGCAUUCGAACUGAGUACAGAACAACGGGAUGCCUACCACGUCGUCAAUGGACUCACAGAGGAGUCUUGGUUCUUCCACUCACCGCUACAGUACUGGUCAUGCUCCGCCGAUCAAGUCAUUGCAGAUGAAGACAUUUUGACGACCGUCAACGAGAGGAAGACGCAGUCUACAUCAGUCAAUGUCACAUUGAGGCAUUCAAUUGUUUUUAGCGGGAAGCGCUUCGAGGAUCGCCGAUUGCUUGCGGCUGACGCCCUUGUCAUUACUCUCAUACACAUGCGGGACUCCCCCGUUGGCCGCAUUUGGCAGGCAAAGACUCAAGCACUCGCUAACAAGUUGAGCGACAAGUGGGAUGUAUACGGUCAACAGAGCGCCAACGUCCCGAGUCAGCUGUACGAGUUUCAGUUUCUGCCCAUGUCAUACCAGGAUACUUUGGCUCUCGGCAUCGCAUAUUCGCUUACUUUGGUUUAUUUCAUAAUCAGCCUCUCCAAGUUGCGUGCAGUCAAGUCCAAGGUGGGGUUGGUCACCACGGUCAUGGUUCAGCUGAUUGUGUCAGUCAUUUCGAGCUUCACCAUAUGUGCCCUUCUCAAGAUUGAUCUCUCCAAGAUACCUAGGUUCGCCUAUCCCGUCGUCAUAUUUUCAAUGAGUCUCGAAAACAUCUUCAGGCUCAUCAAUGCUGUCAUUCUCACAUCGUCCGAUGACAACACGAGUAACAGGAUAGGUCACGCAUUCGGCGAAACAAGUCACGUGGCCCUCGCCAGUGUCGCGCAGAAUCUGCUAAUACUCUGGGGCUUGUCUAAUAUCGUAUCCCCCGGGGUAUCGGCAUUCUGCACCUUUGCAGCGAUAGCGAUUAUAUUCGAUUUCUUCUACCUGUCGACGUUCUUUCUAUCUGUUCUCAGCGUCGACGUUCGCCGAACUGAACUCGGUGACGCCCUUGCCAAGGCAUCUAUUCGCAACCAGAAGGGUGCAGCCGAACCGCUGGGACGGCAGUCAUGGGUGGAUGCGAUGCUGCAAGGCAAGAUUGCCAUGUCAACGCGUAUAGCUGGUACUACCGUCAUGGUUGGGUUCGUCUUGAUUGCACAGUGGCACUUUUUCGAGAACGAAAGCGUCCUUAGAACCCUGGGGCGCAUCUUCUACAUUUCGAGGAAGUACAAACCUUUUGGGUCGUAUCGAUCAUCUCUACUUGUAGAUAUUCACCAAGCCAGGAGUCCUAAAUCGUGGCUCCGUCUUCAGGAUCACGAGACAGCCCAGGAAGUCAUUCAUGUCGUCAAACCUGACGCUCACAGCUACAUCGCCCGGGUAUUCGAACCUCUCGUCUUCGUGCUCAAGGGAGCCGACCGCAAGCAAGACAUGAAGGAACGCCUUUUCCUUCCUGCCGUUUAUGAUUUCGCACGCCAUCAAUCGACUCCGUUCAUUGUCACUGUGCUUGUGGUAGCAGCUGCUAUACGACUACUUAUGAACUACCUUCUCUGGGACGAGCUAGGAGAGACAUCAAUGGCUGAUAAUCAAGAAGAGGAGCCUUUGCUCGCCGUCAAGACUCUGGGUAGCGGCCACUCUCUUGAUGUGGCCAUGCUCUCUGCGUCCUCGGAUGGGCAUAUCGUAUCUGUUGGCUUGGACAGACAAGUUCGUGUCUGGGACGUCAAGACCGGAGGAAAGAGCUAUGUCCUGCCCGACAACGACGGGGUGGACAUCACUUUUCCGAUAUUGGCCAUCUGCAUCAAUGAUGACUCGCACUGGUUGGCUCUACUCACCAUCGACACGGUGAUGCUAUGGAAUCUGCUUGAUGAGCGUUGGGGACCAUCUGUACGUGUGGACCGUGCCAAGCACAAACCGGAGGGCUUCUUCUUCACUGUCGCCGAAUCACAAGAUAGCCAGAUCGUGCUCAUUGUUCGUCGCGAUGGGACUAUGACAGAGGUGCGGCCUGAGAAGCAAGAGUCUAGGAGCUACGUGAUUUCCGACGAGAGCGUGGUCGUUUCCGUUGGCUCUCUUCUAAUCAUAACUGCAAAAACUGUAACAGCUGUCACAAAAGUAAUGACAUCUUCCCGCGAAGGUCAAGUCUACUGUCUUAGCCAAGACCCAACCGGCUGGAACAGCUACCCCGUCAAUAUACCACGUCCCCAAGAACGAGAGUUUAUGUCAAUCGUGGCCUUGCCCGAACUCGGAUUUUUGCUCGUCGUUCGAACCAAUUCCGUCGACCUUGUGGAUGCCCACGACUACCUGACAUUGCACUCCUUCCGAACAGAUCCAAUUCAGCCAAAGUCGUUGAAGUGCUUCCACUCGAAGAGACGACAAAUGAAUUGCGGCUCGGUAGGCCUGAAAUUUUUGACCUUUGCGUAUCUCAAUGCUUUCACAAGAGACUUAGUCGUCCAAACAUACCGUCCGCAACAUGAUGGGGAAUCGAUCUGUUUCCGCGUCCCGGGCCAGCCCGUGAGCAAGACCUGCUGUCGAUGGCCACAAACCAAGGAGGCCCGUCGCGUCAUCCAAGAUCCUGGGGUGUGGGAAGCGCUCCCCACAGGUUUCAUUAUAGGAACAAGAAAGAAGACCAACCCUACACCGCAACGGCAGAGUGUUCAACCUCAGCCCAUCCCCACCGGCCUUCGCCGCCGCCGUCUUAGUCACAGUUCAGAUUCGUCAGCGAACUCUCAGCAGAAUCGAGACGACUGGGAAGUGUGGAUGUUGUCACAGCUUGGCAGAGUUGAGACAUGGGAGACCACCUCCUUAUGUCCCGACGUCGAAGAGGAUGAGCAUCUCUUUGCUACGAACCUCGGGCCUAUGGUACGUGUGGGGCGAGGAAGCGUCGCUGUGGGUCUGAGCAAUGUGAUCAAAGUCCUCAUAAUUGGGCACGAGAGAUUUGAUGUUGGAGCCGAUGGCUCGCUUUUGGAAAACGGGCUGCGUGCUGUGGCAAGUCGCAGGCGCAACAGGCCCUCGACUGUUCGCAUCAACCGGCCUAGUAUUUCCACCCUCUGAGAAGCUAUCUCAGAUUGGCAUUGGGCGUUUCAUCAAUGUUGAUAAAAUUUAGAGGGGCAGUGAGCCUUCGGGGUUGAGAUAUAUUGGCGUGAUCUAUAUGGUGGUUGGGC